This is a messenger RNA of Trifolium pratense (red clover), 1589 nucleotides long. RefSeq names its product protein MIZU-KUSSEI 1. NCBI's taxonomy places the organism in Eukaryota, Viridiplantae, Streptophyta, Magnoliopsida, Fabales, Fabaceae. The record is from RefSeq and is a predicted model, not a curated record. The transcript has a single exon. Gene Ontology annotation, biological process: hydrotropism. Bases 208 to 1026 code for a protein of 272 amino acids.
GAUUCUCUUACACUCACUCACUAUAUUAAUCAAAAGUGACACACUACAAUGAAGAUAUCUAGAUUUAGCAAAGAACCAAUUAAUUCUCAAUUACGGUAAAUCAUAAAUAAACCCCAACAAAACAAAAAGAAAAAACAAAACCAGCUUCAUACUCUCUCUUGUUUCUCUGUCUCUCUUUAAAGCUUUGUUUUUUCCCUUUCUCUGAAAAUGAAAACACUAAUCAUGGAAGAAACAAACACAAACACAACCUCAAACACAAACACAACCUCAAUUCCUCAAGACCCAUCUUCCAAAAGACACUUCCAUUGGACCAACAAGGUUGGAAAUGAAGACCCAGAAGAAGUUCCAACCACCAUGUCCAAAAUCAUAGAAGAACAAAACACCAAAAAAAAUGAUGAAAAAGCUGUUUCAGGACAUGCAGCAACUAGGAAAAAGCUACAAACCGUAGCAAUUUCAAGGCUACGUUCUGUUCUUACAGUAUUCAACAAAAACCGUUCAAAUCUACCUUCUGGUCUUGGUUCAAGAGUUGUUGGGACACUUUUUGGAUAUCGUCGUGGCCAUGUUCAUUUUGCUUUUCAGAAAGAUCCCAUUUCACAACCAGCUUUUUUGAUUGAGCUUGCAACACCAAUAAGUGGUUUGGUUCGUGAAAUGGCUUCUGGGUUGGUUAGAAUUGCUCUUGAAUGUGAUAAAGUGAAUAAGGAGAAAGAGAAAGAAACUGAGAAGAAAAGUUUAAGAUUGUUACAAGAACCACUUUGGAGGACUUAUUGUAAUGGAAAAAAGUGUGGAUUUGCUAAUAGAAGAGAAUGUGGUGAAAAAGAUUGGGAAAUUUUGAAAGCUGUUGAGCCAAUUUCAAUGGGUGCUGGUGUUUUGCCAAGUGCUGAAGCUGGUUGUUCUGAUGGUGAGGUUAUGUAUAUGAGAGCUAGGUUUGAGAGAAUUGUUGGGUCGAGAGAUUCCGAAGCUUUCUAUAUGAUGAAUCCUGAUAGCAAUGGUGCACCUGAGCUUAGUGUUUAUUUGCUUAGAGUUUAGUUUUGUUUCUUAGCAGUAUUAACAUCUUUAAAAGCUUUGUUAAUUACUGUUUAGUACUUUAGUUAAUACUUUUAUUUUUUCCCUUUUUAGUUUUUGUUCUUGGUAAACUUAUGCAUGUUUGGAAUCCCAGUAAGUCUGGCAAAAUCACAAUAGCGUCGUGAUUUCGUAGGUAGCUUUUGUCAAAAUUACGGAGGCACGUUGUGAUUCUGACAAACUCUUCAUUGUCAAAAUUACCGUGGCACAUUGUGAUUCUGGCAAACUCGGAGUUAAUCCAACCACGCGCUUGGAAUGGAAUACUAGGUUAUUCAUGUUCAACUUGCUUAGUUCUUCAAUCAUGAAAAUGGAGGCCUAGUUUAGGUAUUUUCUUUUCUUUCCUUCUCUUCUUCCUAGAGGUUGAAGAAGUGGGGUUAAUGAUCUUUUUUUUAGGGUAGGGAGAAAGGGGUGAAAUUGUGGGUUAUCAAUACUUUACAGCUUGGUUGGUGGGGUGGGUAAUGAAAGGUGUAUAUGUAUAGUUUUCUUUCUAAUCCUUUUGAUUAGUGAUAUGAAAUGGAUGUUAAUGCAAA